CACCAUACAGCCAGAGUAUUCCAACAUUUGUUAGACAACACAUCAACCAAAUCAUAAGUAACAGCUCUUACACUUGGUGAUACAACCCUCCCAAAACCUCUAGCAUGAAGCUGUUCACCACUACAUCCACCCUGGUGAUCCUGGUGGUGUUGGGGUUAAGUCUGGAGAUGGUGACCGCUGAGGACUGUGACCUGCCAUCCUGUGCAGUCAUCUCUGGGCAGGAAGUUCGCUGUAAGAACCCUUACGCCUGGUUCGAAUAUCACCCUCACCCAACCAAUCCUAACUUGUACGUACAGUGCACAAGGUAUGGCCCUCAGGUGAUGAGCUGUCCCGAGAGUUUGAUCUGGUCCCAGUCGUCCAGACUGUGCAACUAUGACAAUAAGCCCAUUCCUGAAAACUGUAACUGCAACAACUGCUUCCUGCCAAACCCCGCUGAUGCUACUACCUACUACUGGUGCUUCGAUUCGAACGGUGAUGGAGUAAUAACACCCCACGAGCAAGCCUGCGCCCCCGGCACCACCUAUAAUCAGGCCAUCAAGCGCUGCACUUAAACUGCGCCUCCACCACCAUUUGCGCCACCCAGGAACACCUGGUGGAUAUGAUGACGAUGACUAUCUGGAAGAGCAGCAACAA
Molecule: messenger RNA, 633 nt
Organism: Homarus americanus (American lobster)
Lineage: Eukaryota; Metazoa; Arthropoda; Malacostraca; Decapoda; Nephropidae
Exons: 4
Coding region: 105-551 (148 amino acids)
Cellular component (GO): extracellular region
Molecular function (GO): chitin binding
Source: RefSeq, a predicted model, not a curated record